CGAAAAAACGAGAUAAGAAUUGGAAAUUUGUACUCUUGCAUCCGAGAUAAAAAUGUCGGAAUCGAAACAUUUGUCACUUAAGGGUUUUGAUUUCAAAAUUUGUUGACGUUUCGGCACUUAACUGUGAUUGUGCUAAAGAGCACUGAAAUCUUCGAUAAUUUAUCUGCAGAAUGAACUUUCUAGGUAUUUUUGUUUUCGUCUGCGUCGCGGCAACGGCAUUCUCAUGGGAAUUUCCAGGCUACCCUGGAGUGGACUGUCCAACAGCUCGAGAAAGGAUGAUCAGUAUGAGGGAUCGAGAAAAUGACCCAGAUGUGCGUUGGAUGUUACCCAGAUGUGAAAACGAUGGAACAUUUAAAGAUCUCCAGUGCUACGACAGUCCAGGAGUUGAAGACACUUGCAUGUGCGUCGCACCAGACGGUUCACCAUUAACUCUCCCUGGAUUCGGAAUGAAUGUAAAGACAUGCGUUUGCUUUAACAGGCAAUAUCAAGUAUAUGAGCACGAUCACUAUGCUGAAAUGCCAAAAUGUGAAAAAAAUGGCUAUUUCUCUGCUCUCCAGUGCAGUAAAGUGAGUGGAAAAUGCUGGUGUGUAGACAAACUUGGCAAUGUUUUAGUUCCACCAUCCACUCAAGUCCACUCCUGCAGCAAGUCUUUCUAAAGAUCGAAUUUGUAAACGAAACAAAAAUUGAAAUAAAAUUUAUAAGCGACGAAA
Parasteatoda tepidariorum (common house spider) is the source of this 710-nucleotide messenger RNA. Its product is annotated as U20-hexatoxin-Hi1a. Gene Ontology annotation, biological process: establishment of protein localization to extracellular region. Lineage: Eukaryota; Metazoa; Arthropoda; Arachnida; Araneae; Theridiidae. The record is from RefSeq and is a predicted model, not a curated record.